Aspergillus thermomutatus is the source of this 1065-nucleotide messenger RNA. RefSeq names its product zinc-binding alcohol dehydrogenase family protein. The transcript has 3 exons. Gene Ontology annotation, molecular function: oxidoreductase activity, acting on NAD(P)H. NCBI's taxonomy places the organism in Eukaryota, Fungi, Ascomycota, Eurotiomycetes, Eurotiales, Aspergillaceae. The record is from RefSeq and is a predicted model, not a curated record. The coding region runs from base 1 to 1065 and encodes 354 amino acids.
AUGAAGGAGGUGAUCAAUUUGGCAGGGCCGACUGCAAAAAUUGUCGAGAGUCCGAUCCCUGAGCCAAACGAUGACCAAGUCCUGAUCAAAGUGGUCGUGUCUGGGUCGAAUCCCAAGGAUUGGAAGGUCCCAGAUCUUGCAGCUUCUGGGAACACCAAUUUCGGCAUGAUGCUGGAGGCCAAGAAGGGGCUGAAUCAAGGAGACGAUAUUGCGGGAGUGGUUGAAAAAGUCGGGUCCAACGUGGUUGAAUUCAAGCCAGGUGAUCGCGUUGCAGCGUUCCAUGAAAUGUGUACCCCUGGUGGCUCGUAUGCUGAGUACGCAAUUGCAUGGAGUCAUACCACUUUCCAUUUGCCCAAGCACACCUCGUUCGAAGAGGCCGCGACUAUCCCACUCGCCGCCCUGACCGCUGCUGUGUCCUUGUACGCGCACCAUCGCUUCCCACCCCCGUGGACACCUGCAGUGAAACCGACCCCAUUCAUUGUUUAUGGUGCAAGCACGGCUGUUGGCUCAUACGCUAUCAAAAUGGCAUGCAACAGUAACAUCCAUCCCAUCAUCGCUAUCGCAGGAAAGGGCUCUCAGUAUGUAGAGGGCCUCCUCGAUCAAAGCAAAGGUGAUACAGUGAUUGACUACCGUAAAGGAGUGGAGCCAACCGUCAAGGAGAUUAGAAGCAGCCUUGAACGAGCAGGCCACUCUACUGUGCAGCACGCACUUGAUGCUAUUAUCAUUUCCCAGAGCGCGGAGGUCCUGAAGCAGUCGGUCACCGCGGGUGGACGAAUUGAUUUUGUACUGCCCAACGAUCUGGACGUGUCACCUGCGAUGAAAUCAAUCACUUCCGUGGGCUCAGUGCACAAGCAACCCGAGUUUGAGAACAAUGAGGAACUAGGCUUCAUUUUCUCCCGGUAUUUCACAAGAGCAUUGCACAAUGGCAGUUUCUCCGGUCAUCCCUUCGAAGUGAGGCCGCGCGGGCUAGAAGGUGUUGAGGAAGCCUUGAAAGACUUGAAGGCCGGAAAAGCAAGUGCUAUCAAGUACAUUUUCCGCAUUGCGGAUACGCCAGGGAUUGUUUAG